Messenger RNA from Echinococcus granulosus, 3657 nucleotides. RefSeq names its product Plasma membrane calcium-transporting ATPase 3. The record is from RefSeq and is a predicted model, not a curated record. Gene Ontology annotation, molecular function: ATP hydrolysis activity; ATP binding; P-type calcium transporter activity. Gene Ontology annotation, biological process: regulation of cytosolic calcium ion concentration; calcium ion transmembrane transport. The transcript is spliced from 16 exons. The coding region runs from base 1 to 3657 and encodes 1218 amino acids. Lineage: Eukaryota; Metazoa; Platyhelminthes; Cestoda; Cyclophyllidea; Taeniidae. Gene Ontology annotation, cellular component: membrane; intracellular membrane-bounded organelle.
AUGACAAAGAGAAAAAGCACUGAUAAUGCAGCUGCGGGAGUUGCACGACCCUCCACCUUUGAGGUCACCACGGCUGAUCUUCAACACCUUAUGGAGGCGAGGGGUGCUGCCAGCGUUAAAUGCCUUAAUGAACGUUAUGGUGGAAUACAGGGUCUGUGCAGAAAACUCAAGACGUCUACUCAUGAUGGUUUAUCUGGCUCCGAUUUCCAAGAGAGGCGGGAGGUCUUUGGCACCAAUGUUAUUCCACCGAAACCGCCCAAACACUUCUGCACAUUGGUGUGGGAGGCCAUGCAGGAUGUGACCCUCAUCAUCCUCAUUGUCGCCGCUUUUGUCUCUCUUGGUCUCUCACUCUACACCAAAUACGUUGAUGUCGCCAGUCAAGACGAGACAGAGGGUGAGGCCGGAUGGAUAGAGGGAGUUGCUAUCCUCGUUGCUGUGGUGGUUGUUGUUCUUGUGGUGGCCUUCAAUGAUUGGUCUAAGGAGCGUCAAUUUCGCGGUUUGCAGAACAAAAUUGAAUCGGAUCACAAAUUUGCUGUCAUUCGACAAGGUCAACUGGUCCAGCUUCCCAUUUCUGACAUACUUGUUGGUGAUGUAUGUCAAAUUAAAUACGGAGACCUCCUACCAGCUGAUGGUGUCCUUAUUCAAUGCAAUGAUUUGAAAAUUGAUGAAAGCGCAUUGACAGGUGAAUCGGAUCAAGUUAAAAAGAGCGAAACUAAGGAUGUCUGUCUCUUCUCUGGAACCAACGUAGUGGAAGGAUCAGGCCGAAUAGUCAUAACAGCAGUCGGUGUGAAUUCACAAGCUGGCAUCAUUUUUGCCCUCCUAGGGGCUGCCGAUGAUGAGGGUGAAAAGAAGAAGGGUAAAGACAAAAAAGGUGACUCUACACGCGACUCCAAGAAGUCCGAUAAGAAGAAAGAAGUGGAGAAGACUCCUGAGACUGUAGCUCUAAAGACAGCUGAUGAUCAAGCAAAGGAUGAGAAAAAGAAAAAAAAGAAGUCAAAAUCACGAAAGGAGAAAUCGGUUCUUCAAACUAAGCUCACUAAACUUGCCAUUCAAAUUGGUUAUAGUAUGAAAAAAAACGGAAGAAAGCAGCUCAUUGAAAAAAGAAGCAGCUUAACGCAAUGUGUUUAUCUGACUUCGAGAUCAAAGAGUUCGAUUGGCUGUGCUUUCCUCUCUCUAGGUACUGCUGUUGCCGUGCUCACCGUCAUAAUUUUGGUGCUCAAAUUUACAAUCGUGACAUUCGUGUACGAGAAGGAGCCAUGGAACACGGGCAAGCAUUUGAAACGUUUGGUAGGCUUCAUAAUUACCGGUGUCACUGUAUUGGUCGUUGCUGUACCUGAGGGUUUACCUCUGGCUGUUACACUCGCUCUCGCCUACUCCGUUCGGAAGAUGAUGGAUGACAACAAUCUGGUUCGCCAUCUGGACGCCUGUGAGACCAUGGGCAAUGCAACAGCCAUCUGUUCGGACAAGACUGGAACACUGACCACGAAUCGUAUGACAGCGGUACAGUGUUAUAUGGGUCAGCAUCACUACAAGGCUGUCCCCAGUGGAGAAAAAUUCCCACCUCCUGUGCUUCAACUACUCAAACAGAGCAUACCCAUUAAUAGUGGCUAUACAUCCAAACUUCUUCCUCCACCAAGUCCGGGAGCUUUGCCUCAGCAGGUGGGCAACAAGACAGACUGUGCUCUACUUGGCUUUGUAAAUGCCAUAGGUGGAAACUACGAAGCUAUGCGAUCUGAAUGGCCUGAGGAGCGCCUCUACAGGGUGUACACCUUUAAUUCUGUCCGAAAGUCUAUGAGUACUGUCAUCAAAGAGGAGAACGGUGACUUCCUCCUGUUUACAAAAGGCGCCUCUGAGAUUGUAGCUCGCAAGUGUAAGUGGAUCUUAGACGCUUCUGGCGAGCCUGUACCCUUCUCCCCAGCCGAUCAGGAGCGUCUGACACAAGAGGUCAUUGAAGUCAUGGCUGGAGACGGUCUUCGAACCAUUGGUCUAGCCUAUAGACGUUUCAAUGCAUCCGAAGGUGAGCCAAACUGGGACGAUGAGGAUACUGUCAUAAAUAAUCUGACAUGCAUCGGUAUUGUGGGUAUUGAGGAUCCGGUGCGUCCAGAAGUACCACCAGCCAUUCGUCAAUGUCAGAAUGCUGGUAUUACAGUACGCAUGGUGACAGGUGACAACGUGAAUACUGCACGUUCGAUUGCCACUAAGUGUGGUAUUCUUCGUCCUGGUGAAAAUUUCCUCGUUCUCGAGGGUCAAGAUUUCAAUCGUCGCAUACGUGAUAAGGUUACCGGACAGGUGAAACAGGAGCUCUUCGAUAAGGUUUGGAUGAAUCUUGCUGUUUUGGCACGGUCAAGUCCUCAGGACAAAUACGUUUUGGUAAGCGGUAUCAUCAAAAGUCGCAAGGGGCCCCAACGUCAAGUGGUCGCUGUUACCGGUGAUGGUACAAACGAUGCACCGGCUCUUAAACGGGCUGAUGUCGGCUUUGCUAUGGGUAUUGCCGGCACGGAUGUAGCAAAAGAGGCCUCUGAUAUCAUCCUCACUGAUGACAAUUUCACCAGUAUUGUCAAGGCUGUCAUGUGGGGUCGUAAUGUCUACGACUCGAUUGCGAAGUUCUUGCAAUUCCAACUUACCGUCAACGUGGUUGCCAUCGCUGUCGCAUUUAUUGGUGCAGCUUUUGUUUCUGACAGUCCACUAAAGGCCGUGCAAAUGUUGUGGGUCAACUUAAUCAUGGAUACAUUGGCAUCACUGGCUCUGGCGACAGAAUUACCGACACCGGAAUUGUUGGAGAGGCAGCCCUACGGUCGAACUUCUCCACUUGUCAGUCGAAGUAUGCUCAAAAACAUCCUUUUACAUGCCGCCUAUCAACUGGCUGUCAUUAUGGGUCUCCUCUUCGCAGGCGAGUACAUAUUGGAGUGUGACAGUGCACGAGAACUCGUUGCCAAUGGGAUAUCUAAACCGACUCAACAUUUCACAGCCAUCUUCAAUUCCUUUGUGUUGAUGACUCUCUUCAAUGAACUAAAUGCUCGCAAAAUUCAUGGUCAACGCAAUGUCUUCAGUGGAGUCUUUCGCAAUUGGAUCUUCCUUAUCAUCUGGAUUGCUACUAUGGUGUUACAGAUAAUUAUUGUUGAAUUUGGUGGCUAUGCUUUCUCCACCCACGGUCUUGACUUGAAUCAAUGGAUGUGGUGCCUCUUCUUCGGUAUUGGCGAACUUGUUUGGGGCCAGCUAGUGAUCUCAGUGCCCGACUCUAUUAUUCCCGAAUGCAAACGACGCAAGUUGGCAGAACAGGCAGCAGAGGAGGAGUUGGAAGAGGAAGAAGAGGAUAUUGAGGCCGAGCCCUCGGGCACUCCAUCGGAGGAGGAAGAAGCCGCUGUCAAAGGUCAAAUUCUCUGGCUCCGUGGUCUUAACCGUCUUCAAACUCAGCUCAAAGUUGUCAACGCCUUUCGUAUGGGCUUAGACGCGCGGUACGAUAGUGAGCAGCGCAAGAGCCUCACAGCAAUCGCUUUCAGGCAGAGGCAGAGCCAAUCCACGGACUAUGCUGAUGCCGAUGCUGGCAGCGGUAGUGUGAGAUCCUCAGCACGCAACCGCGAAAGAAGCGAGGAGGCCGAGGGAGAGGACGGUUUUUCCCGCUCCAGCAAGCGAACGGAACAGGCCCUGUUGCAUUAA